AUGAAUCAGGGAAACGAUUUUUGGACGGUUUACCCGAUUCCUGGCUAUGUUCUCAAAUUUAAAACUGCAACCUACAACAAUUCGCUGACGGGCAAAGAGCCGACAAAAUGUUUCGUGAACAUUUGUCAUUGCAAAGAACUUCCGGAACCGAUUGAUGACAUUGAUGAGCAACAGUUAGCCGCUCGUAUUGAUGCUGGGGAUCACUCAUUUCGUGUUCCGUUGAGUGUCGGUGAGAUUGAUGUGAUCAAAGACAAUAAAAAGGAUAAUGCUUUGAAGGUGGAUGUUAUUGUGAACUCGACCUUCUACGAGAAACGCUUGGAACCGGAGGAGGCGAAUUUUUUCCGGCACUACAUCUGCAUGGUGGUUUGUGAUGCGAUUGAAAAUAAGCACAAAAUCGAGCUCAACCCAAACGAUGCGUUAAAGUUGCAACGGCCGCGGAUUGGCGUGAUCGAACCGAUGCAAAUUUUCAAGAAACCAAGGAAAAGUGAAAUCAUUUCCGAGGUACAGCCAACAAAAGAAUCGACAUCGAAAAUUGGAAGUAUCACACCCGAGACUGAAGCUGAGGAGACUUUUGAUGGUUACGAGCAACCGAAAGGUGUGACGAUGCGUUGGCUCCGAGGCGAACUCUUGGAGAUUCGAUUGGAAUUGCCCGCAACAGAAAGAAUCGAUUCAAAAGAAAGCCUCUUGUUGAAAGUGAAAUCGGAUCGACUGUUGUUGGCGGCGAAGAAAAGUCACUCGUUGUUUGACUUUCAUUUUCCGGUGUUAAUCGAUCCAUCAACGACUCGCACAAAGCUCAACCUCGAGAUGCAGCAAGUGACUGUUUGUGCAAAAACGAUAUUACCG
Mesorhabditis belari is the source of this 843-nucleotide messenger RNA. Lineage: Eukaryota; Metazoa; Nematoda; Chromadorea; Rhabditida; Rhabditidae. The record is from the annotation of a GenBank genome assembly.